This is a messenger RNA of Pongo pygmaeus (Bornean orangutan), 11994 nucleotides long. It is a transcript of the gene ABL2, whose product is annotated as ABL proto-oncogene 2, non-receptor tyrosine kinase. Gene Ontology annotation, molecular function: ATP binding; protein binding; non-membrane spanning protein tyrosine kinase activity. The transcript has 12 exons. The coding region runs from base 295 to 3843 and encodes 1182 amino acids. Lineage: Eukaryota; Metazoa; Chordata; Mammalia; Primates; Hominidae. The record is from RefSeq and is a predicted model, not a curated record. Gene Ontology annotation, biological process: protein phosphorylation.
UGUCCCACGCUUUCCCAGCGCUCGGUGGUUUAAAGAUGGCGGCGGCGGCGGCGGCGGCGUUGGGGGCGCGGAGCCGCGGGAGGAGGAGGGAAAAGCAGAAUCUGUGAGUCGCCUGGAGGCAGCGCGGCAGCUGCCGUGAGGAGGCCGGGUGCGGAGCCACCGGCGGCCCAGCCGCUCAGGGCCAGGGCCUGGGCUGGGAGGGAGAGGCCGGAGCAGCGCGAGGAGCCCGAGGCCGGAGCUGAGGAGGAAUGUGACCAGGGGUCGGCGGGGGCUCGGGAGUACGCGAGAGCAGGGAUGGGGCAGCAGGUGGGCCGCGUCGGGGAAGCUCCGGGGCUCCAGCAGCCUCAGCCCCGCGGGAUCCGGGGCAGCAGUGCAGCCAGGCCCUCCGGCCGCAGGCGGGACCCGGCGGGGCGCACCACAGAGACCGGCUUCAAUAUCUUCACCCAGCAUGAUCACUUUGCCAGCUGUGUGGAGGAUGGAUUUGAGGGAGACAAGACUGGAGGCAGUAGUCCAGAAGCUUUGCAUCGUCCCUAUGGUUGUGAUGUUGAACCCCAGGCACUAAAUGAGGCUAUCAGGUGGAGCUCCAAGGAGAACUUGCUCGGAGCCACCGAGAGUGACCCUAAUCUCUUCGUUGCACUUUAUGAUUUUGUAGCAAGUGGUGAUAACACACUCAGCAUCACUAAAGGUGAAAAGCUACGAGUCCUUGGUUACAACCAGAAUGGCGAGUGGAGUGAAGUUCGCUCUAAGAACGGGCAGGGCUGGGUGCCAAGCAACUACAUCACCCCAGUGAACAGUCUGGAAAAACACUCCUGGUACCAUGGACCUGUGUCACGCAGUGCAGCUGAGUAUCUGCUCAGCAGUCUAAUCAAUGGCAGCUUCCUGGUACGAGAAAGUGAGAGUAGCCCUGGGCAGCUGUCCAUCUCGCUCAGGUACGAGGGACGUGUGUAUCACUACAGGAUCAAUACCACCACAGAUGGCAAGGUGUAUGUGACUGCUGAGAGCCGCUUCAGCACCUUGGCAGAGCUUGUACACCAUCACUCCACAGUGGCUGAUGGGCUGGUGACAACAUUACACUACCCAGCACCCAAGUGUAAUAAGCCUACAGUCUAUGGUGUGUCCCCCAUCCACGACAAAUGGGAAAUGGAGCGAACAGAUAUUACCAUGAAGCACAAACUUGGGGGCGGUCAGUAUGGAGAGGUUUACGUUGGCGUCUGGAAGAAAUACAGCCUUACAGUUGCUGUGAAAACAUUGAAGGAAGAUACCAUGGAGGUAGAAGAAUUCCUGAAAGAAGCUGCGGUAAUGAAGGAAAUCAAGCAUCCUAAUCUGGUACAACUUUUAGGUGUGUGUACUUUGGAGCCACCAUUUUACAUUGUGACUGAAUACAUGCCAUACGGGAAUUUGCUGGAUUACCUCCGAGAAUGCAACCGAGAAGAGGUGACUGCAGUUGUGCUGCUCUACAUGGCCACUCAGAUUUCUUCUGCAAUGGAGUACUUAGAGAAGAAGAAUUUCAUCCAUAGAGAUCUUGCAGCUCGUAACUGCCUAGUGGGAGAAAACCAUGUGGUAAAAGUGGCUGACUUUGGCUUAAGUAGAUUGAUGACUGGAGACACUUAUACUGCUCAUGCUGGAGCCAAAUUUCCUAUUAAGUGGACAGCACCAGAGAGUCUUGCCUACAAUACCUUCUCAAUUAAAUCUGACGUCUGGGCUUUUGGGGUACUGUUGUGGGAAAUCGCUACCUAUGGAAUGUCACCAUAUCCAGGUAUUGACCUGUCUCAGGUCUACGACCUCCUAGAAAAAGGAUAUCGAAUGGAACAGCCUGAGGGAUGCCCCCCUAAGGUUUAUGAACUUAUGAGAGCAUGCUGGAAGUGGAGCCCUGCCGAUAGGCCCUCUUUUGCUGAAACACACCAAGCUUUUGAAACCAUGUUCCAUGACUCCAGCAUUUCUGAAGAGGUAGCUGAGGAGCUUGGGAGAGCUGCCUCCUCAUCAUCUGUUGUUCCAUACCUGCCCCGGCUACCUAUACUUCCUUCCAAGACUCGGACACUGAAGAAACAGGUGGAGAACAAGGAGAACAUUGAAGGGGCACAAGAUGCCACAGAAAAUUCUGCUUCCAGUUUAGCACCAGGGUUCAUCAGAGGUGCGCAGGCCUCCAGUGGAUCCCCAGCACUGCCUCGAAAGCAAAGAGACAAGUCACCCAGCAGCCUCUUGGAAGAUGCCAAAGAGACAUGCUUCACCAGGGAUAGGAAGGGGGGCUUCUUCAGCUCCUUCAUGAAAAAGAGAAAUGCUCCUACACCCCCUAAACGCAGCAGCUCCUUCCGAGAAAUGGAGAAUCAGCCCCAUAAGAAAUACGAACUCACGGGUAACUUCUCAUCUGUUGCUUCUCUACAGCAUGCUGAUGGGUUCUCUUUCACUCCUGCCCAGCAAGAGGCGAAUCUGGUGCCACCCAAGUGCUAUGGGGGGAGCUUUGCACAGAGGAACCUCUGUAAUGACGACGGUGGUGGGGGUGGGGGCAGUGGCACUGCUGGGGGUGGGUGGUCUGGCAUCACAGGCUUCUUUACACCACGCUUAAUCAAAAAGACACUGGGCUUACGAGCAGGUAAACCCACAGCCAGUGAUGACACUUCCAAGCCUUUUCCAAGGUCAAACUCUACAUCUUCCAUGUCCUCAGGGCUUCCAGAGCAGGAUAGGAUGGCAAUGACCCUUCCCAGGAACUGCCAGAGGUCCAAACUCCACCUGGAAAGGACAGUGUCCACCUCUUCUCAGCCAGAAGAGAAUGUGGACAGGGCCAAUGACAUGCUUCCAAAAAAAUCAGAGGAAAGUGCUGCUCCAAGCAGGGAGAGACCAAAAGCCAAGUUAUUGCCCAGAGGAGCCGCAGCUCUUCCUCUCAGAACACCCUCUGGGGAUCUAGCCAUUACAGAGAAGGACCCUCCAGGGGUGGGAGUGGCUGGAGUGGCAGCUGCCCCCAAGGGCAAAGAGAAGAAUGGUGGGGCACGACUUGGGAUGGCUGGAGUUCCAGAGGAUGGAGAGCAGCCGGGCUGGCCUUCUCCAGCCAAGGCUGCCCCUGUCCUCCCAACCACUCACAACCACAAAGUGCCAGUCCUUAUCUCACCCACCCUGAAACACACUCCAGCUGAUGUGCAGCUCAUUGGCACAGACUCUCAGGGGAAUAAAUUCAAGCUCUUAUCUGAGCAUCAGGUCACAUCCUCUGGAGACAAGGACCGACCCCGACGGGUAAAACCAAAGUGUGCCCCACCCCCACCACCAGUGAUGAGACUACUGCAGCAUCCGUCCAUCUGCUCAGACCCUACAGAAGAGCCGACUGCCCUAACUGCAGGACAGUCCACGUCAGAAACACAGGAAGGAGGAAAGAAGGCAGCUCUGGGCGCAGUGCCCAUCAGUGGGAAAGCUGGGAGGCCAGUGAUGCCUCCACCUCAAGUGCCUCUGCCCACAUCUUCCAUCUCGCCAGCCAAAAUGGCCAACGGCACAGCAGGUACUAAAGUGGCUCUGAGAAAAACCAAACAGGCUGCUGAGAAAAUCUCAGCAGACAAAAUCAGCAAAGAGGCCCUGCUGGAAUGUGCUGACCUACUGUCCAGUGCAAUCACGGAACCUGUGCCCAACAGCCAGCUGGUAGACACUGGACACCAGCUGCUUGACUACUGCUCAGGCUAUGUGGACUGCAUCCCUCAAACUCGCAACAAAUUUGCCUUCCGAGAGGCUGUGAGCAAACUGGAACUCAGCCUGCAGGAGCUACAGGUUUCUUCAGCAGCUGCUGGUGUGCCCGGGACAAACCCUGUCCUUAAUAACUUAUUGUCAUGUGUACAGGAAAUCAGUGAUGUGGUGCAGAGGUAGCCACUGUUAGCCUGGUGGGAAAAUGCACACAUUUCUGAGGGGAGAGGGAAAGGGACUUGUUUUCCUGUAUUCUUGUUUUCAGAAAAUGAAAGACUCAUACUUGAGUGUGUUUAUGUGAAGUACCUCAGAUCCCUGAGUUCUCACGUUUACAGUUUCAUCUCAAAAAUAAGAAGCAAACCAUAUAAGUAUAGGAGAGGUAAAUUAAGUGGGGGCAAGGCAGUAGUGGACAGGGUUGGAAACUGCACUGGAAAAUAGGGAACAUGUGUAUAUCAUAAGGAAGGCAAUGCAGCCCAUCCCUACCUGGAAUGCUGGGAGGUGCUAGGCAGGGCUGCUCUCAGCAAGACCGCAGCAGCUGCACCCAGACCUGGGGCUCUGGUAGGUACUAAUGGUGAUUAUGUUCCAAUUUACCUAAUGAAUUUGGUGGGACAGAAGAAACGAAAGCUGGGGAUGUACCAAGAUAAAUUUUUGUUCAGGGCUGUUGGAAGCAGCUGUUAGCCUUGCUUCCACAAGGCCAUUGCUGCUGUAAUAAGAACUGCAAAUCAGAGUGCUACAACAUAAAACUGGGAAAUAUGGCCCUAUCUGAAUGCCUGUGUCCUGUUUUCCGCUGGUGUAUCAGUUAGUGCAGGAAGUAAAGAAUGCUGGAAAGUUGAAUCAGAGAGACUGAAAACCUUCUAAAAUCUUACACAGAUUAGCAGAAGUCACUUCUUCCAGUCUGGUAUAUUAUUUCAUAAUGGACCAGGCUGGGCUUCCUGCCUGUUGGUGGCUAUCUGUAAACCAUAAGUACAGGGGUCUCCCUAGUGGUUCUUCUCUGUCUUUUGCUGGGCAGGCUGUCUUCCUUUAUUCCUGGUAGCAUUCAGAGCAUUAACCAGUGUUGAUUUUGAAAAUAGUAGUCCCUACAGGUUCUCACAAAGGAAUGAAUUCUGUUCUGAUACAGUUCCCCUGCAUACUGACAUAUUGGCCAAGGACUUGAGCAGCUGUGUAUUUUUCUUUAUCAACUAAAAUACCAGGGAGAUGGUCUUUUCUUGAAACCCAGUGGCCUGUGUGUGACUGAGAGGAAAAGCUGGCUUGGUCCUAAUGGCUGUUUCUCUGUACCUUUCCCUUCCCUUAUCACCUUAAGCCCAGUCUAGGUAGAGAAUAGGGAGAGACAUUCUCUCUAUGGAUUUGAAGUGAAUCACCCCCACAUUAUUCUCACAUGCUUUUCUUCUCUCACAUAUUCCUUCCUACUCCCCUACCCAAUCAUUGUGCUUAUUUGUACAGAUCUUAUUGGAAAUAUUCUUUAUUUAUUUUGUCAUUUCACUUCUAUUUUAAGAAUGCAUAAUUGAAGGAGUAGUCAUUUUCAGGGAGCACCAGGUAGACACUGGGAACCUAAUGACUUAAUCCUUAAAUAUGUUUUGCCCUUGAAAAAUAGGCCUUUUCCUUCCUUACUUAGUUAUAAUUGUGGAAGCUAAUUAGGAUGGCAUGGAAGUGAAUCUAAUGAGUUAGGUAUUAUUAAUGUUCUUGGUAUCGGGUCUAAUUCCAGUUACUGCUUCAUUCUCUUUUUAAAGCUUUAUGAGUACUUCCCCCAUCCUCCCCAAGGAGAGCUCAAUACACACGUAUUUUUAUUUUAUUCUCUCAAAGGAAUAUUAGCUUAGGAAAAUAGGAAUUCAACAUUGAGCAGUGAGUUUUCUUCUGGCUCUGUCAUUGAUACACUGUCAAACCACAGCCUCAUCUCUUAAUCUAUUCAAUUAAGGUAACAGUACAUGUUCUCAAGGGUGUUGCAAGUAAGUGUGCAGCUAUCCCUUGGAGAGCCUCUCUGGAAAGCUCUUUUAGUGCAGUGUUGUUAUGCUGAAUGGUUUUCCAUUAUCUUAUUUGCUGAGUAGAAAAUAUUAAUGAAAUUAAGAAUUGUUGAGAUUAUAUGAAUUGGGCUAGAAUACUAAGGGGGAAACUAUGUUUUGAAUAGAGUUUGGCAUUUUUGACCAAGAACAAAAUUGAGUUUUCAUUGGAAAGAAAGGAAACCUUGAUUCUUACCAUUGCUGCUCCAAAGGAGGCCCAGGUUAAGAGGAUUAGAGGAGACACGCGGUGCUGGGCAUUCCUGGCGGGUGUUGGGUGAUCCCUGCAGUAUGUCACCUGCAGUUGCAGCACAGGCAGCUAGUGAUCGGGUUCAUCUCCUCCUAGUGGUUGGAAGAGAACUCAGAUGUAAAAACCAGCAGUCCUUCCCCCACCUUCUUUCCUGCCAUUCUCGCUCAUCAUACAUGUCCAUAAACUUGAAGAACUCGUUUUAGCAGUUAGCCUUUUAAGGUCGAGGAUGGGAAAGCUAAAACUUUAGAAUAUUAUUAUGCUGCUUUUUAGGUUUAUCCCUGUUGUUGUGGGAUGCAAGUUAAGGGAUUGUAAUUGUUUUUCAGGGUUUUUUUGUUUUUUAAGCAAGGGCUCUAUUUUCCCUUGAGAGUUCUGGAACUAAGCCUUGGAGAAACACUACUGAGUGUAUUUAGGCUCCCUAGUUUUCUUGCCCAACAACAAUCUGAAGGGUAGGGGGUGGGGCCUGUGUCUUACUCAGGGGCAGCACCUAGCUGUCUUGCCUACAGUGGGUGCACAAUAUAUAAAUGGAAUUGAUUUUUCUCAACACUGUCAAGAGUGGCAUUGACUAUUGGAGCACACCCCGUCCACAUGAUGCUUGAACUAUGUAACUUCAGGGGUCGAGGGCUCUAGGUUCAGGUUAAAGAGGCACUGUCAACUUACUAUACAAGCAUAAUUUAGGUUUUUCCUUUUUCUACUUGAAAAGGACCAGCUUAAACACAAACCCUUAUGUAAAUUAAAAGGUUUGAAUCCAAAGCAGAUAAAACUGCUUCUAGAAAAGUGUAGUUUAAUUUUAACUGUUCUAAAAGCAAUGAACAAAGGCCCUCGUCCAAGGCGUUGACAGUUUUCUAAAGUGGUUAUGCUGUAUAUCUGGAUGCAUGCCUUUGGGCUGCCACUGCUUGAUUCCUUUCAUGUACAGAUAAUAUUACUUCAGUUUAGAUUUCCCACUUUAAAAUGCAGUGAUUUGUGUUGCAUACUAAAAUGCAGUGAUUUGUGUUGCAUACUAAAAUGCAGUGAUUUGUGUUGCAUACAUCUUGAUUGUGCUUUACCUAAAGUAUUUUCUUAAAAGGCUUUGUGUAAAAUUUAAAUAUAUAUUUUCCUGUAGACUUCCAUCAUGAUUUUCAGAGAUUAGCCUUAAAAAAUUUGGCCCUAAGAAAUUCAUUCAGUGUUUUUCUAGAUGACCUCUGUACAUAGAGGUCAUUAUAGUGGAGACCCUUUACCAGCAGCAUUUUAGGAUUUAAAUUAGAUAGUAAGUUUCUUAGGAUUCAACCGAAAGUUGGCUAGUAAAGUAUUUCCCAGGUAAUAAAGCAUGCUGACUUUGCUAAGGCACUGCUCAUUUUUAUUUAACUAAAGUCAUGGAGAUUUUGAGUUUAAAGGAUGCAGUAUAGAUAGCGGUUUAGUGUUUAGGCUCUAAUUCCUGUCUAAAAGGCAAGUCAUUUAACAUUGGGAGCCUCAGUUUCCUCACUGUAAAACAGGGAUAAUAAUAGUAACUACCUCAGGGUUGUUGUAAGGAUUAAAUGAGAUGAUAUUUGUAAGAUACUUAGCUCAAGUGCCUGGCACACAAUGAGCACACUCUAUAAAUGUUCUUCUGCUACUAUUAUUAACACCUAGGCCAGGGAUGCACAGCAGAAUCCCCUAGGGUUAAAAAACAAAACAAAACAAACAAAAAACUGAUGGAAUAGCCCCACUCCAGAUCAGAAUUCCCAAUGGGCUGGGGUCUCGGCUAGUGUAUUCUCCAGUAAUCUCGCCAGGUGUUUGAAACACCCAGUGCUAUCUGAAAACUAUCAGUACCCCAACCCUUUUCUUUAUAGAUUAAGAAACUAGCAGAAGAUGGUUAAGUUACUUGCCUGUUGUCUCAGAACGGUUAAUUAGUGGCAGAGCCAAGGCUAGAAUUCAAGUCUCUUGACUUUAUGGUUGUGGGGUCUUUCCACCAUACCUGCUGCCAUGUGAGACACUGCAAAAAAGUGGCUCAUACCGACAAUCAGCCUGUGUGGUGCUGCACACUUUCUAAAGCACAUGCUCCUGACACUCUGACCUUAAGGGGCUUGAAUAUGGAGUAAUGGGAACACGAGCCAAGCAAGCACUCAGUAGAAUUCAGUCAUUUAAAAAAUUCUAUGGGGUCAUUCUUUUGGACAGACCUCAGCAACACAGCAAUGUGCACUUUGUAGUAAAGAAAUACCAACUUGAGUUUUUAAAAAACCUAGUUAGUCCUACAUUCCCUUUUCUUUAAAAAACUUUAUUGUUCACAUUAUUUUAAUGACUAUGAGAUAAUGUAUAUGAGAGCACUUUGAGAAAAUAUCAACUGUAAUAUAACUAUAAGGUUGUAGUAUUGUCUGUUUAAAAGAUAAGACAGUUGAUUCAAUGUGGAUGGACCCUGUGGGGGACCUGAAAAUGCAGAUAUAUAAGAAUCAACCUCUGUUAUUUAUCACAUUUAGAAAUAUGAAACUGCUUAACGAGUAUGAGCAGGUAUAGCAAGUGUUUGCUAAAGUUGUAGUUCAGAGCUGAAUUACUUCAGGAAACUAGGGACCAACUUUUUGGUUUAAUUCCGAUCUUUAAAAAGUAAGAAUGUGUACUCACUCCAGAACACAGAAGCUCUUCCAGGGGACCUUGACUCAAGAAGGAUGAGGCCCUCUUACUCUUCUCCAUUUGUCCACUAUAUGCUUGGCCAUUUAUCCUAAAUGUGGUGGGAGCAGACUUGUUAUCUGUUGAUGUUGACAGUGUCUUUUUUUAACCUAUGUCCUGCAUAGUUUUGUUAGGUUUACAGGGGGAGGUGGAUGGCCAUAAAACCAGUGCACUUUGGGAAUUACUUUUCUAGGAUUUCCUGCCAGUUAUAAAUGACAUUGACAUUUGUCAUCUAUCUUUUUUUUCUUUUUCUAAAAAGAAUAGCUGAAUUUAAUUCACCUAUUAUAAAAUACUCAAAAGUAAAUUGCAUUGGUGGCCACUUUUGAAUUAUAGCCACAUUUCAUUAUGACCCCUUCUGCUCCCUUCCAUUUUGCUACUGAUGUCAUUCUUGUUAUCAGGCUGUGCCCCUACCAGGAGUUCAUAUUGGGUUGACGGGGUUAUCUAUAUUUUUGUUCUUGAUUUUUGAGUUUCAUCAUCUUGCAUUAAAUUGUUCUACCUGGACUUGGGGUUCAUCUCUAUGCCCUAAGGAUCUGCUAUGACCAAUCCUCUUUUUGUAGGUGGGUCUCUGGCUUAAGUAUUGCUAGACUUCGGCGGUUUGUGUCUCUGUCUUAGCUUGUAUCAAGCCAGUAGUAGCUCACUUCCUUUGUAAAUUCCUGCUUCAGUCUGGGAUCCGUAGGAGUAUGUGAGAACUUCUGAAACGUCUCCAACUCUUAACAGUCAAGAUAUCUAUAUCAUUUGGAUAGAGUUCUGGUUUUCCAACUACUAGACUUAAAGAAAUUCUAACGCAAAGCUUGCUUUUUUUUUUUUUUUUCUUUUUUCCAGCAAGCCAGUAGUAAUAGUUAUUGUUACUUGCUCUGUUCAGCACAACUGUAGUUGACUUGAACUUCACUGUCAUUCCCUACGCUCCUGUCUUACUGAGAAGCACGGGUGGGAUUCAGGGCUGUGGGACAAGCUGCAGCCUACUCUGGAGCACUCACCCCCGUGACUCAGUCCAGCCUGUCUUUUGGGAAGUUUAUUACAGUGUCCAGAAGGAUGAAUUUCUGCUUUUCAUGCCACCUCUCUGAGUUAUGUAUUCUAUCUUGAGUAUGUACAAGAUGAUACCUUUUGGCUGGGCACGGUGGCUCGUGCCUGUAAUCCCAGCACUUUGGGAGACCAAGAUGGGCAGAUCACUUGAGGUCAGGAGUUUGAGACCAGCCUGGCCAACAUGGUGAAACCCCGUCUCUACUAAAAAUAUAAAAAUUAGCCGGGCGUAGUACAUGCCUGUAAUCCCAGCUACUCCUGAGGCUGAGGCAGAAUUGCUUGAACCCAGGAGGCGGAGGUUGCAGUGAGCUGAGAUCGCGCCGCUGCACUCCAGCCUAAGUGACAGAGUGAGACACGUUAAGAAAAAAAAAAAAAAGAUGAUACCUUCAUUUCUGACUCAAUAUCCUAGAUCCAAAGGACAGGAAAUUAGGGAAGGCUUCACCCUGUGGGAUCAAGAUAAGAAGAUCCCAUACUUCUCCCCAGGUAAGGAGGCCUGUGGCAGGUCAUGAUUCAAAGCUGACUUGGAAUGGCAGAAACUGCCGAGAGGCCACCCUUGGAGAUUUGUGCCUUCAAAGAUGGGUUUCAUGAGUCUCACAGAGGAAAAGGCUUGUCAGCUGGGUUGAUUUUGCAUGAUUAUUGAACUAGAACUGGUAGACACGAGCUUCUCAGGUGGCAGUGGCCAGAUCCUCCAUCUGUGAGAAUCCCCCACUUGAAGUGGUUUCCUGAGAGUGUUCACUUGGCAGUUGCUGCAUUUCUCAAGCCCACCUGGCGAGGUCUCACCAGACCCUUCCCUCCAAGUGCACUUACUUCUUCAUCCCCAUGUACAUCUCUAACUUUGAAAUUGUUUACCUCUCCUAGAAAAAUCUUACCUUUUAACCUGAGCAGAGUAGCAAAGCCCUGUUCACUCUGAGGGAGCAGCUGGCAUGUUGAAGGGGAAAGGCCAGGCACAGCACUGUCCUCAGACCACACCAUAUCUGGAGCAGAAUUGUGAUACAUGUCAUCUAUGUCUGUUUUGGAAGAUUCUUUGUUCUUCAUUGUACUCGCAUCAGCAAAUUUUCAGGGUCCUACCUGUCACUCCAGGCUACUGAGCUGAACCCUCAGAAGCUGAGAUCUCCGAGCAUGCUAAGUAACCUUUUAGGACACGCUGGAGGCAAACUGUCGAAUGCUAGCAGGCUUUAUGAAAGGAAAUAUAAGGAGUUUGUGUAGUCGGAACUUGCUUUUAGAUUUGCUUUGGAAUCUCAGAACGGGAGUUUUAAAUCAUGUAAUUAGGCACCAUAAACUUUAGUUGGAGAAUGGGACUUAAAUUUUCACAUAUAUGUAUACUUAAUUUUCAGCAAUUAUAACACAAUAAAAAGAAUAUGCAAAUUUAUUGUUGUUUCAGAAGGUUUUGCAGGACUGGGAACGCUUUAGGGUCAUGAACAGUAAACCUCAGAUACUGUUCUGCACAAUUCAGAAGUACCAUACCAGGUAUUGUGAGUGGCAAGAAGGCCAGGAGACAGAUGCUUCUGGUAGAUGAGGGCCAGAGAAACCAGCUGUCCUCCAUUUUGACAGCAAUUUCUCACUGUGGCCAUUUGGACUCCAUUAUGUUUAGAGAGGAAUUUCUUGAGAUCUUGAGAAAUCACCAUGAUUAGGCCAGUUGUCAAUUAGUAUUCAGAAACUAGAAAGGAACAAUGAGAUAGUUGUUUAUGGUUCUUUAGGGCAUAUGUUUGAAAACCCUCUCAUCUCAGAUCUGUAUAGCUGGUGUGCGUUUGUGUCCAUAAGUGCACGUGCACUGCUGUCGUGCCCGUUAAGAAAGGGGGAGUAAGUAAAAGAGGAAUCGCUCAGAUCUUUCCUUGGAUGAACAGCAGUGGCGUGGUUGGUGUGUUGACUGUGAACAGGCUGACUUAGCUGUUGACGUAUACUCAGAACCCCCAUCUCCUCCCAGACCCUGCACUUUUCCUUCUCUGCAGUCUGCUUUUCUAAUGACUGUCACUGGACAAACCCCAGUUUUAUGCUCGCUUAGUAAAAAUAAGUUUAAACAUUUCAUGGUGAUUGACAGAACUUUGUCCCAAAACAUGCGGAUUCAGAUUUUUUAAAACUCGUUGAACGUUUAUACCAAAGGUCCCGCCCUGCAGGUGUGUAUGUGGUGCACAGAGGGUGAGGUUUGGAGCAUCGGGCACUGUGUGCAUUGCUAAGGGGACAUAGUGAGACAAUGUGGGAUUUAACUAAAAACACAUCAAUCGUGUGUCACAUUACCAGUGUUGUCAGGUAUUUGUUCUUAAUUGUUAUUGUAAUAUAUUUUCAGUUGUUUUUCUAAUUUAAUUCUCUCCGUCUGUUGUCUGACUGUGAACUGCUAACAGUGUUAAACUUGAUGUAAAUAAAUGAGGCCCUUGAAAGGGACUGCUCUCUCUGUCUUCUCACAAGGUUUGCCAAGUUGUGUUUUGUUUUAAAUAAAGGUUGCAAUAUUUUAUUGGCAAA